Messenger RNA from Penicillium brasilianum, 1463 nucleotides. The record is from the annotation of a GenBank genome assembly. Lineage: Eukaryota; Fungi; Ascomycota; Eurotiomycetes; Eurotiales; Aspergillaceae.
UGAGUUCCAAGCGGAUUGUGUUCGGAAGUUUGCCGAAAAUCGCGCCAGUCCGUGCCCAAAGGGCGUUUAAAGACGGUGUCUGCAUGAACCAAGUGCAGCCAAGAACUAUCAUCUUUCCUUCCUGACGAUUACCACUUUUCGCGAUUCAAACAAGACUUAAAAUUUCGCUAUGCGCGGCGCCACCUUGCCCCUGGCCGUCCUGGCCACUUCGUGGGCUUCUAUGGCCCAGGCAUCUUCGCUGUCUCAUUACGCCCUGCAGAAGGUCCUCGAUGAUGCCUCACCUAUCUUUGGCUCUUAUGUCAAGCAAACCAACAGCAAGGCAGAAUGGAUGAAAGCCUACUCGGAUGAUACCCUCCUGGUUCACAUGAACAUCCCUGGCACCCACGAUAGUGCGACGUGGAACUACACCAAAGCCACGCAAGAUGCGAUGCGCGGUAUCACCGACCUCAAUCAAGUGACAUUGCCAGUUCCUGAGGCACUUCGCUGCCAAGAGCUACCCCUGAUUGAUAUGCUCAAUAUGGGCAUUCGAGCUUUCGAUCUUCGCUAUGCUUUCGACCCCACGAACAGCUCGAUUGUCUUUUAUCAUUCUCAGGGACUCUUGUCGGAGACUGCGAAUUUGGAUGGUGUGCUGUUCAGUUUCUACAAGUGGCUCGAUGACCACCCCUCGGAGACUCUGUUCUUGUCCAUGCAGUACGAAGGCUCGACUGCCAAGUAUGCAUCCAACAAUGCCGCACUUCAGCUGAAGCUCUACAAUUCUUUGACCAAUCCCGCUGCCCGACAGUACUUUGUCCAGACCAAGGACCAGCUGGGAACCCUGGGCCAAGCCCGUGGGAAAAUUACUCUGCUGCGUCGUUUUGACCUCGAUCAGCUCUCUUCUUCCUACACAAACUCUCUGCCGGGUCUUCACUUCUCGCCCAGCCUGUGGACGGACAACAGUCCCGACAUCGUUUUAACUUAUAACACCAAGGAGAAUUUGACCGCGUAUAUCGAGGACUACUACGAGCCUCUUACUCCCACUAGUUCAAAUGCCACCGAGAAUAUUCAGUGGAAGUACAAUGCGACCUCAAAGAACAUCAUCAAGGCUACCACCGAAUACCCCGAUAGCCUGUUCUGGACGUGGGCCUCCAGCACAAAUACCGACAAUGUGCCACCGGAGUGGCCUCGCAUUAUGGCUCUUGGAAAUGGCACCUUAACCCCCGCCGGUGGAGUCAACCAACUUCUUGUUACUUUCCUGAAGCAGCAAAAGGGCAAGCGCGUUGGAAUCGUGAUGUUUGACUUUUUUGAUCAGCCCUCCAAGUUGAUCGACACCUUCCUGAGCCUGUAGAUAUGAGUAGAACAAGAAGCCUACCACAUGAUAGAUGGAAACUCAUCUCCCAUUUUAGAUAUAGUGAUACUUUUCUUCAAUGUGCGCUUUCAUUUAAUUAAACAAGGCUAUUCCUUCAAAGAAUGUGUAUUAUGAAAAA